This is a messenger RNA of Daldinia caldariorum, 507 nucleotides long. RefSeq lists its product as uncharacterized. The transcript has 2 exons. The record is from RefSeq and is a predicted model, not a curated record. The coding region runs from base 113 to 451 and encodes 112 amino acids. Lineage: Eukaryota; Fungi; Ascomycota; Sordariomycetes; Xylariales; Hypoxylaceae.
GAUUCUUUCAGAAAGCCUUAACCUGUAGAUCGGGGACCACCCUCCUGAUAUCCCCUUAGGUUGACACCACACCUAGGUCCUCCUCGCUAUCGUGUAGAGGCGUCUGCCUAACAUGCGGUUCCAUCUUAUGGGAGGGCUUCUACUACCGUCGGGUAUCGAAUGCCGUACCGCGACGCCCAUGGUGUUUGAGAAAACAGAUACCUACGUACCUAAUACAUGUCAAUCCUACAGACGAGGUAGAAAGGGUCACCAAGGAGCCUUGCUGGAAAGGUUGGAUGCGUACCUGCGUGCCAGCGUACUUCAACCAACCAGGAGCGUGAAUACGUCAAGCCUUAGGAGCAUACUCUGUCAGACCUCGUCCGGCAUUUACCGUCUGCGACAACAAGGUGCUCCCAUAAUGAUUCUGUAUAUGCGUUGGUCCGUGUCUGCGAAUGAUUUGAAGCGGCCCUGACGCCCAUUGUCAUUAGCAGCAAUCCUGUAUCAUCCCCACCCGCCGGCCUCUGCCCU